AUGGACGGCCAAGCUGAGGGAUCGUCGCAGUACCGGCGCGUGUACCUGCCGCCUCGCUCCGAGUACCGCUUCGAGCUCGAGCCGCACGAACGCAUCUCGAUCCGCCUCGUCCAGAACCGCACGCCGAGCGGACAAGAGCCCGACGCCGAGAUCUUUGGUGCCGAGCUCGUCGGUGGCAGUCAAGAACGAUGGUACCCGUUCGGAGACGAAGCCAAAGCUGCAGUCUCCUCGUGGAAAGGCGCUGAGCUCGAGAUUGCAGGAACGGCGUCCACAGAGUACCUCGCCGACGAACCGUCGCCCGUCUACACCGCCUACUCGAAUCUGCAUCUGUACCUCGAGCGACGACGAAUCCAGGCGCGACAAGCGCUGCGUGCGGAUGCAAAGCUCCUGACCACUCUGGCCGGCUCCGUCUUGGAUCCGAGCUACGUCGCACCGCGCACCACCGAUCAGAGCACAGAUACCGAGUCCGACCCAACAGGAACCGCUGCCACCACCGUCUACCGGCCCGAGGGACAGGGUCCAAGAGUCAUGGUGCUAGGCCCGGAAUCGGCGGGAAAGACGAGCCUGAUCAAGUUCCUCGCCAACUAUGCGCUGCGCUCGCCAGCCGUGGCGAGCCUGGGCAAGGGCGAGGCGGGCAAGGUCGCCGAGAGCCUUCGUCAGGGCGGAGACGGCAUCAUCUAUCCCGACAUGGAGAGCCACCUAUCGGAGGAGGCCAGGAAAGCCAAGCGGGAGGAAGAGAAGCGCAGCGAUAUCACCGGAUGGUGGCCGGUCGUGGUCAACCUCGACCCAAGCGACGGCGCACCGCCACUUCCGUGCUGCCUGUCGGCGCUGCCACUCUCGCCGCUGCCGCUGGCAUCGCUUCCAUCGCCUUCGCCCGCUUUCCCCUUUGGCACGAACACGGCAACCACAGGAGCCAUUCCGCCGGGCACAUCCACCGCACACGGCGUCGCUCCGCUGUCGCUGUGGCUGGGCAAGGAGAACGUGCGCGAGAACGAGCGCCACUUUCGCCGCGUCGUCGACUGGCUCGCCGAGGGUGUGGAGCGUCGGCUGGCGCGCGACUUUCGCUCGCGCAUGUCCGGUCUGCUCAUCGACACGCCCGGCGUCAUCACCGCCGACGCACGCACCAAGUACGCCUUCAUCCAGCACUGCAUCAAGGCAUUCAAGGUGGACACGCUCGUCGUGCUCGGCCACGAGAAGCUCAACCUCGAGAUGACCAAGAUGUUCGGUACGGCCGCAGACACCGCCGAGAUCCCAGGCUCGGGCGGACAGAGGCUGCCGAGGGUGAGCGUGAUCAAGCUGCCCAAGAGUGGCGGCGUGGUGGAGCUCGACGAGACGUACCGUUCGCGUCUCGAGGCACUCCAGGUCAAGACGUACUUUUACGGCGGAUCGGCGCACAAGGCAGUCAGUCAGGAGGGCGGUGUGCCCAAGAUGGUGUUGCCGGGACAUGCGGAUCCGCUGGGUGGAGUGCCAUCGCUCAGUCCGUACAGCACGACGAUCCCAUUCGAUCUGCUCGAGAUCUACAAGAUCGGCCAGGAGUCGCUUGCGCCUUCGUCGGCGCUGCCUAUCGGCGCAUCCAGAACGGUGACCGAGACGCAGCUGGUGAAGCUCGACCCGACCAAUUCCGCUGCGGACCAAACCAGCCUGCUCCACAGCGUGCUCGCGCUGAUCCAGCCGCCGCGCGGAGGAGGCGGCGCAGGCCAGCCAGACUCGUCUACGAAUCCGACCGACGACGAGAUCAUCGGCGCGCCCAUCCUCGGCUUUGUCCAUGUUGCCGAUAUCGACACGGUGCGCAAGAAGAUCACCGUCCUCUCGCCGAGUGCAGGCAGGCUGCCGUCCAAGACGGCCAUCAUCGGUCUCCGCGAAAAGGGUGCGGACGGGCCCACCGCGCUGAUUCAUCGGCGGGGCCCGACGGCGCCGCUGCUGCUCCUCCUCAUCCAUCACCCUCUCGCUCGUCGCUUUAGCUUCGCUCGACCGUCCGGAUGCCCGCCUGGCGACUCGCCCGACUCGCUUUCGGCUGAUCCGACUUGUUCGGACCUGGCGCCGCGCCAUGUCUCUUUGCGCACGCGCGCGCGCGGCUGGCUGAGCCCUGGCCGAGCUUGGCUAGCAUGGCCCAAGCUUGCGACCCGCCUGCGACCCGGCUGCGACCCGGCUGGGCCAGGCGGCGCCUUCUAUAUAGUCGCUCGGCCGCCCGCGCCCCCUCCAUCCCCUCCGGCAUCCCCUUCGCCAUCCCUGCUCCUUCGACGACACCACCACCGUCGUCUCUUCUUGGCUCGCUCCGCCGGCCACCACUACGACCACUACCACCGCCGUCCUCUUCCUCGCUCCGCCAGAGCGCCUCUUUUUGUCGCCCGCCCGCCUGCCUUUUCCAGCGUGCCUCUGUUGGCCGCUCGUCUCCGCCUUGGCCUUUCGUCUCGGUCGCGUGCUGGCCGUCUUUCGCCCAGCAGCGCGCUCCUCUCUCGCUCGCUGGCCUCACCAGCGCGCCUCGGCCGGCCGCUUCUGCCGCCCGCCUCUGCCGGCCGCAUCCCCGCCUUCGUCCCGCUCGCUCGCCGGCCUCCUCCAGCGCGAUUCUGUCGGCCGCUCGCCUUGGCCUUGAUCACCGCGCUCCCCUCGCUCGCUCUCUGGCCUCGCCAGAGCGCUUCUGCCGCCCUCCCCGCCCUCUUGGCUCGCUCGCUCGCCUGCGCCACCAUUGACCGUCGGCGUCUGUCGCAGCGCACCUCUGUUGGCAGAGCGCCUUUGCUAUCGCUCGCCUGCACCCCACCUGCACCCCGCCAGCGCCCGCCAGCGCCCGCCAGCACCCCGCCAGCACCCCGCCAGCGACCCGCCAGCACCCCGCGCUCGUCUCUUCGCUUUCUCGCUCAACAUUUUCGCCCUGGAUCCGCCAUGGCGAGCUCAUCUGGCUCCGGGCAUGGCGCAUAUCGGCCGUCACCGAUGAUUUCGCACCAAACGAGACUGGCCGAUAACCUCGUGGGCCGAGUCUCGUUUGGCGCGCACACGACGGCCGAGGCGCCGCAGGCCAACAUCGACGAAGUGGAGCGGCGCUUCGUCGAGACGGUGCACACGGGCAUCCCAAGCGCCCACACGACCGAGGCCAAAGCCAUGGCCGAGCAGUACUUGCGCACUUUUGUCGAGCAGAUCUAUCUGCCGCGCAUCGCCGGCGGCGUUUCGGACAGCGCCAUCACUGUCGACGACGUGCUCUCCUCGCCGCCGCGCCACGACCUCUCUGCGGACCGCCGCUUUUGGACCAUGUUGGCGCAGUCUAGCAUCUGCCGCUAUCGCGAGCCGCUGGUUGACGACGAGACGCGGAUCUAUGUCCAGCCGGCGCUCGAGUGCUUCGCGAUCAUCAAGGCGACCUAUUCGCGCCUCACGCGCCGCCCCGUCGACCUCGCCGUGCUUCAGGAGGCCAAGGCACUCAUCCGCCGGGGCAACGUCUCUGCUCAACGCGGCAAGCCGGUAGCCACCCACGACAAUUUCGUCCACUUUGUCUGCCAGGGCCUGUUCGGCAGCCAUCUGCUGCAGCGCUGCCCGCGCGAGCAGAUGCAGAUGGCCGCGUUCCAUCUCCUCAUCGCCUACUGCACCGUGCCGCCCAGCGAGGUUGUGCUCGGCCGAUUGCAGAGCGACGCGCUACGCUGGCGCGAUGUCGACUUUUACCUCACGCUCUGGGAUCCGGACGAGGAGGGCGAUGAGGACGAUGACGAGGGCGGUCUGCUCUUCGUCAUCGACGACAACAACGACGCUGACGACGAAGGCGGCAGGGCCGCUCAAGCAGCCGAGGAGCGGCAAGUGGCCGAGGGGGCGGGCGGCCAAGACGGCCCAGGCGAAGUCAUCGGCGAGCGCCUGUUCGGCGAGCGCGCGACAAGCGCUCGCCGAGCGCCAGCCAGGCCGCCGCGCUUCCGGCUCCACUGCGACGUCACGUUCCGCAAUGUCAAGAGCUCCCCGGCCAACCCGGCUACGUGGUGCAGACAGCCGCUGUACGACAGCGGCGGCGCCGCCUGCCUCGAGCCCGCGCUGCUGCUCGCACAGAUGGCCGAGGAGGACGCCAUCUUCGACCACGGGCUCAGCAUCGCCACCGUCUUUGAUUCGACGGAUCCGUCGUACUUUGACGAUCGCGACUUCCUCACGAUCCCCACCAAGCGCGACGCCGGCGACCAGUUUGUCUUUCGGGCGUUUGAGCUCGUCGAUGUCGGCUCGUCGGACGAUGGCGCCGCCGCACCAUCCACCGCCGCCGCACCAUCCACCCCGGCAUCGACCUCAACAUCCAGCGCCGCCCCGUCCACCUCGGCAUCCGCUGCCGCAGCGCCCGCCGCCGCCGUCGCACCGCCAUCCGCCACCAUUGCGCCGUCGCCGCCGCCGCCCAACCUGCGGUGGACCGUCUCGACUUCGGAACCCUACACGCUCAGCAUGGCCAACGCCACCACGGCCCGGCUGGCCAAUGCAUGCGGACUUCCAGAAUUCCGGUCUGAUGCGGUGCUGCGCAUGACGGUCGAGAAAAUCAAGCGGACCUCGAUCACCAGGUCCGAGCGGCCUCCCUCGCCCAGCUAUCUGUCGAGCCGCAUCGACAUCGAUACCCAAGGCCUGGUCCAAGCGGGCCGCGAGAGCAAAGAGCGCAUCUUCGAAUACGCCCUGCGUCGCUUCGAGUCGAUCGUGCCAAGGCCCUUGACGCUCGACGCAAGCGCCAGGUCGGCCGUCGAGCAGCACGCCAAGCUGCAGCGCCUCGUUGCCGAGCUCGCCGAAGCCAACGCAGCGCUCGACGAGACGCUCGCCCAGCCGGCACCGCCGCCGCCGGACCAGCUCGAAGCGCUCACGGCCGAGCGGCUGCGCCGUAAACUGCGCGUCGACAAUCUGCGCCGCCGGCUGCGCCAGCGCGCGCUCGUCGAGGAGGCCGAGCAGGAAAUGGCCAUCCAGGCGCUCCGCGGCCAAGCCUGGCGCCCAGUCCAAGCCCAAGCCGGCGGCUCGACCGCACCAGCCAGGCGCACCGCACAGAGCCCCGCCGAGACGCGCCGAGACGUGGACGACGAGAACGGAGAAGCCGGGCCCGUCCGGCGAGUGAGGCAGCGCGCGGAGUGA
This is a messenger RNA of Moesziomyces antarcticus, 5064 nucleotides long. RefSeq names its product clp1-domain-containing protein. The record is from RefSeq and is a predicted model, not a curated record. Bases 1 to 5064 code for a protein of 1687 amino acids. Gene Ontology annotation, cellular component: nucleus; mRNA cleavage factor complex. Gene Ontology annotation, biological process: tRNA splicing, via endonucleolytic cleavage and ligation. Lineage: Eukaryota; Fungi; Basidiomycota; Ustilaginomycetes; Ustilaginales; Ustilaginaceae. Gene Ontology annotation, molecular function: polynucleotide 5'-hydroxyl-kinase activity. The transcript is spliced from 3 exons.